AUGAAGGAGGCUCAUUUUUCGAUUAAAGGAUUUAUGAAUAGCCAUAGAUUAAAAGAUACUUUAGCGCUGCUUUUUGUAUUUGUAUCCUUCAACAAUGUGAUGGCGCUUUGUCUUCUGACAUCAUUUAUCGUGGCUUCUAGCUCAGGACACUGUCUUUCCAGUUUUGUAGCCAAAAUGGUUUGGGUUCUUAAUGGAACAUGUGGCAACAAAAGAUAUGUUAUAAGCAAUAGUAUUAAAACGAAGAGUUUACGAUUUACAUGGAUUAGUGGCAGGGUUAUUUCAAGAAGCAAGGGUUCUUAUAGGUUGGUUGCUUUUGAGUUGAUAAAUGGCUGGGUAAUAUGGCUUCUGCGUAACCGCAUGAUCGUUGGGUUUGAGAUUAUUAUGGCAUGCAUGUUGAAGAAGUUUGGAUGUUUUUAUUUCAGAGCUCCUAUCGAAAACUUGGCUCUGUCGAUAAUAGCAUCUAAUCUGUUGAACAGUCAGAAAGAUUUGUUGAGUUACGCUACCAAAUCUUCGAUUGUUUAUUCAUUAUCUUUAAAAAUUUCCCAACGGAUCUCAACGUAUUGUGGUUACUCUCCGAAUAUAAGCGUUGCUCAUUCUCAAGGUUCUGUGCAAGGAAUAGUGUUUAUACAUCCUUUACGGGGGACGGUUUCUGGACGGUUAAUAUCUCUACUUGGCAAUUAUAUUCCUUUAAUCAGAUAUGCCUUAUCAUUCCAUGUUGUAGUAUCUCAAUUUUAUCUCAAUAUGAGAAACUCACCACGUGAGACAUGUCAAUCACCUCUUACUUUUAAAGAAUCGUCAAAUUCCACUGAAACUUCUGCCAGAGAUCUAAAUUCAUUUUGCGUAGUUGAAACAGUAGCAGUGGCAUCAUCAUCAUCUCAACAGGGAAAAUUGAACACUGACACAGAAGUUUCUGGUGCAACGACAAUAGAGGCUGUUACGUAUAAUCCAGAGCCAAAAGUCAUGGAUUCAUCUAUUCAUACAUCAGAACUGGCUCCAGCUGCUAUCACUUCUAGUGUUAAUCCGCAAAAUUACAGUAACAAACUAAUGCAAACACCUGUUGGUCAACAACAGGUUUCCAAGCCUGCCUCAGCGAGACCGGCAUUUACCAAUAUAAUAAGAGAAUUUAAGGUUUCUGAAUUCAUGGUUACUCUACCACUGCAUCCGCAGGGUAAGAAAAAUGUAAAUCCAAGUGCUCUCAUUGCCACCACUGCCUCUCCAACGGAAGAGCCGUUAGACACACGACGUUUCAGAAAUCAAUGUUACGAACUCUCUCUGAAUGAUGACAACGCACUCGAACCAGACGAUUAUCCGUGUCAUUAUAACGUAGCGACCUCAAUUGCGAAAGCAAACAUGGAAAACCUUAUCCGUCGACUAUUUUGGUACCAAAAGCGUUACAUCAUUCCAAUUCUAUGGUCUAUGUUCACGAUUAUCAGGAUUUUUCUCACCGAGACGACAUGGCUAAACGGCGACGAGAACAACAUCAAGGAAACUAUAGCCAAACAUUAUACCCCUGCAGAGGGUUAUUAUUGUCAAGGAACCAAGGAACUUGAUGUCAAUCCAGAUCAUGAUGCAACAGCAAUUCCUUCUAGUGAACCUGAUGGUAGCAAAUUAGAUGCCAAUAUAAGCAACUGUAAGAGCGAACAUGGUGAACAUCAUACAAGGCCUGUUGUCUUUUCAGAUCAUGAAUACCAUAAAUUGCACGUAGUGCAGAACAGUCUGCAAUACAAGCGCUCUGUCUGCCUUGCCGACAUAGGCUCAAAUGUGGCAGUAUUUUGGCUCGAAGAACAACUCGGCGGAUCCCUGAUUGUGCUUGUAAAUGGUAUCAUUUGGUUGCAGGUAUCAUCAAAAAUCGUGCAUCCCUCAACUGGGGUUCAAAGGGAACAAAUCGUUAUAAGCGGUCUGGUUCCGUCCUAUUCCUAUAACAUAGAACUUUUCGAAAGAGUUAACAAUUUUGAAGAUUACUUUAUUACCGAAUUAUUAAUUAGGACCGCCAGUAAAGACACAGGUAAGUUGGAUUAUUCCGAAUCCAACUUUAUUUCCUACUACCACAAACAGUUAAUCUCGCCUGCAUUCUCAUUAAAACAAGCAGUAAUAACUGCGAAUGUAGACCUUUCUGAGGAAAGGCUAAAACUUAAAAAGACAAAGCGGGAUAUCAGCAGAAAAACCAGUAGUAUGAAACAAGAGCUUGAACAACUAAAGGCCAAGCUUGCUUACAACGCAUCUCAAGAUGAAAAAUCAGCAUAUAAAAUUGACAAUUUGAAAACCGCUCUACUACAGAGCUCAGAGCAUAAUCUUACAUUGGAGGAAAACCUGAAAUUUCUGAAAACAAAACAACAGAGUUUAGAAGCAGAAUAUUUAGAAUCCAAAGAUACCCUUUGGAAGCAGCAGUUGGACUUUCAAAAAACAGAAAACUCACUUAAAAAAAAUUUGCAGCUGUCGAAUACUAAACUGGCUAAACUACAACAUGACAUCCAACAAUACAACACUAAGCGUGAUAAAUUACUCACUAAACAUCUCAAACUCAGAACUGAACUAUCACAAUACGAAAAGGAAUUCCUGAGAUUCAAAGAAUAUUUCCUCCAAAAUAGAAACAAAGAAAGAAACGAACGACAGCAGAUCAGAUUACAAAAAUCCAACGAACUGGAACUAAAAAUAAAAGGCCUUGAACAAGACAUUAGUCGUUUGGAACGCGAGAAUAUCCUUAUCACUGAUUUGGUCCACCCAAACUAG
This is a messenger RNA of Eremothecium cymbalariae DBVPG#7215, 2730 nucleotides long. It is a transcript of the gene NNF2, whose product is annotated as Nnf2p. Lineage: Eukaryota; Fungi; Ascomycota; Saccharomycetes; Saccharomycetales; Saccharomycetaceae. The record is from RefSeq and is a predicted model, not a curated record. The transcript has a single exon. Bases 1 to 2730 code for a protein of 909 amino acids.